Macrosiphum euphorbiae (potato aphid) is the source of this 579-nucleotide messenger RNA. Lineage: Eukaryota; Metazoa; Arthropoda; Insecta; Hemiptera; Aphididae. The record is from the annotation of a GenBank genome assembly.
AUGUCCACCACCCCGAAGUCCCUGCCAGAGGAAUCGCUUGGCGAAUCUUGGGUGGACAUCAUGAGUUGCACAUCACCGAUAUCUUUCCAGAACGCUGACCGUGUUACUCCAGUGCCAUUCAUAUCGUCCGGUGAAGAAUAUCUGAGACUAUUGAAAGAGGCACAAAGGGAGAGCAACUCUUCGUCCAGAGUCUUGUCUAAAGAAUCGUCCAUAAAGGGCAGUCCAAAAUCACCGCCAAACAGUCCAAACAAUGAAUUGGAAGACGAUCUCAGGGGAGUGUACAUAAAUUAUUCUAACAGAGGUGGAGAAUUGUACAACUUGGAUAAAAGUACUGAUUGGAUUUGGGAUUGGAGUAGCCGACCAGACCAGGCACCUCCCAAAAACUGGAAAUUCAUUCAUCCCAAGAAGAAGACAUACAGUAUGCGCAACGCCAAGGUCGGCAAAGACGGCCUCUUUUCCAAAGAAGUUUUGUACACUUUGUUCCUGACCAAUAUUUUAUCCAUACUACUGGGAGCUGGCGUUGGUGCCUGGCUAUGUAAACGAGGCGGUAUUAUGAUGUCCAGAGUGGUUUUGGAAUGA